UGCGGGCGGGACACGCCGUUGUUGCCAGCCGACGUGGUGGCCGCGCGCCUCCCUUUUCUUCCCGACUGGGCGCUCUCGGAUGACGGCAAGGCCAUCUCGCGAUCGUUCGUCGCCAAGAAUUGGGGCGCGGCGAUGGCCUUCAUCAACGCGGCGAGCGAGGUCUGCGAGGACGAGGGCCACCAUCCGGAUCUGCACCUCACAAACUGGCGGGACGUACGAGUGGUGCUGUCGACCCACGCGGUCGGCGGCUUGACUCUCCCCGACCUUGUCCUCGCCGCGAAGCUCGACACGGUCGAGGUGGAG
Emiliania huxleyi CCMP1516 is the source of this 303-nucleotide messenger RNA. RefSeq lists its product as hypothetical. NCBI's taxonomy places the organism in Eukaryota, Haptophyta, Isochrysidales, Noelaerhabdaceae. The annotation marks the transcript as partial. Gene Ontology annotation, molecular function: 4-alpha-hydroxytetrahydrobiopterin dehydratase activity. Gene Ontology annotation, biological process: tetrahydrobiopterin biosynthetic process. The transcript has a single exon. The record is from RefSeq and is a predicted model, not a curated record.